AUGAGGCCAUCCCGCCCCCUCCUCGCGACCUCCUGGGGGUUCCUAAGGCCCGUUCCUAAGGCCCGACGAAUGCCUACGACACCCCCUCGCAUCCACCUCCUAGCCUCGUUAACACGCAUUUACCUUCGGGGGGGCGAACCUGAGGAUCGCGGUCUCCUGCGUCGUCAAACGGAAACGUUCGACCGCGUGUUCGUUCUGGAAGGUUGCAGAUGGCCCAGUGUAGUUGUCAUCGCGUCGGCCACCGUGCUGCAACGACUGUGCCCGGCUCCCUCCUCGCGGUCUCCAGACUCCGACGCUGGCUCGCAUCACCUCCCAGCACCAUCCCCCGAUCCUCCUCGACCUGCAGAGGCCCUCCGCAGCGAACGACGGCGCUGCGGUCCUCACGCGGGCCGCCGCGAUCCAACGACCACGCCGACCUCCCCCCCACGGUCUCCAGGCCCCGACGUAUUGUGUUUCCGUGAGCUCCGUGAUGAGCAUGUCUUCGUGAUCAUCUAUGCCGUUGUCGCCAGCUACUUUGCGGGUGUUAUGGUCCGUCUGAUGCUUACACUCACACCCGUCGUUUGCGUCGCCUCUGCGAUCGCUAUUUCCUCAUUAUUGGACAUAUACAUUGACCCUACCGAACCUGAAGUGCUGGAGGAAAAUGAGGGCCGCGCGGAGUUCACACAGGCGGAAACUGCUACAAAUGCAGCUUCUACUGCCGUCGCUGGCCCGCUAAUAAGCCUAACGGCCCCGCGACUAAACAUAACGGCCCCGCGACUAAGCAUAACGGCCUCCCCUCAGCAUAACGGCCGCCCCUCAGCAUAA
Sparassis crispa is the source of this 804-nucleotide messenger RNA. RefSeq lists its product as hypothetical. Gene Ontology annotation, cellular component: membrane. Lineage: Eukaryota; Fungi; Basidiomycota; Agaricomycetes; Polyporales; Sparassidaceae. Gene Ontology annotation, molecular function: dolichyl-diphosphooligosaccharide-protein glycotransferase activity. Bases 1 to 804 code for a protein of 267 amino acids. The transcript is spliced from 2 exons. Gene Ontology annotation, biological process: post-translational protein modification. The record is from RefSeq and is a predicted model, not a curated record.